AUGUCUAGUAGCUGGCUUUAUUCGUUUUCUACGCGGAAACUGAAAAUGUACACUGUAAUCAGUACAGAGAAAACGAUACAUGAAGCACUUCCACUGAUUGAGGUUUGUGAUUGGGGAAUGGAAGUGUUGAAGUUUGUUUCUUCAAUGGAGCAGAUCAUGGUGCUUAAUUGCUCAGACAAAAUCCUUGAAGCAGGAAAAUGGUUGUUCUGUGUGUUGGACUUGGUAGAAACUGAUAAGAAGAUCUGUGUGACGGGUCAUUUGGGGUACUUCGAAAAUUUCUCACUUGUUGGGGGCAUAUUAUGUAAUGGUGUCCCUGCACACAAGACAUCACACAUUGGAUUUGCAAAAGCAGAGAGACAAGAUGAUGAACAUGGUUUGGUUUUGGAGGCUGAAAAAGGCAUAUAUGGUGGGACCCACCUCAAGAGCUUACGUUUUCAACUCUCCCACCAGAUCCUUCCACCUGUCCAUCUUACUCCAUCACGCAACUAUAACCAAGAAGGUUCAUGA
This is a messenger RNA of Sphenostylis stenocarpa, 507 nucleotides long. Lineage: Eukaryota; Viridiplantae; Streptophyta; Magnoliopsida; Fabales; Fabaceae. The record is from the annotation of a GenBank genome assembly.